AUGAGCUCUUUCGGAGGAAGACGCAAGGCGCGCGUCAUCAAAGUCGACGACGCUGAUGAGCCGGAGGCGGGCUCUGAAACCACAUCCCAGGAGAAUGGGUCCACCCCUGCGCAAGCACCAGUGUUCUCGAAAGUGACUCGGAAACCUUUCAGACAGUCCGGAUUGAGAAAAAGUAUAAAUAUCGAAGAAGCUUCCCUCGAGGAAAAGUCAGCCACUACCACGACGACAACAGCGACCGCGACGACAAGAUUAGCAGACGACGAAAAUGAGGAUACUGGGAACGUAGUCGUUCGGGGUUUUCUGAGUCGUGCGGACUCUACGAAGCAAAAAAAGCGGAAGUCGUCCUCGAGAUUAUCCUUCGGCGUCCGAGCUGAGGAAGAAGGCGAGGAUGGGGUCGGAGGCGGCGCACGCACGCCUGAGGCGGUUACGCCGAAGAGAAAGGGAGAUGGGGGGUUGAAGAAGGCUAUCGCCUUGAGAGAUCUAGCCAUGCGCUCCAGAGAGGAAGAGGACCGCCCAAGAUACAGCAAAGAAUACCUUCAAGAACUUCAGAGCUCGACGCCAAACACACCAAAGGACACGUCCCGGAGUUCCGCGACAGAAGACGAAGAUAUGCACAUGGACCUAUCGGAGCUCGAAGGCGCGGUAGUAGUUGACUCUGCUGAACUUAUCGGUAGAACAGCAGCGACCGACGAAUCCUCCGCGACGAGGAUAUUAACGGACGCCGAAAUCCGCGAGAAGAAGGAACGGCGCGCUCGCCUCCGGCAGGAAGCGGAAGCCGAGUUCAUCUCCCUCGAAGACGACGAGGAGCCCUUCACUAUGAGAAAGGAGAAGGAAGCCACGCGUCUCGUGCGCGAAGAUGAGAACCUCUACGAGGGAUUCGAAGAGUUCGUCGACGACGGCGGCGUAGCGCUAGGUCGAAAAGCGGAGCGCGAAGCACGUCGCCGGAAGCGCAUGGAAAUGGCCUCCCUCAUCCAGGAAGCCGAAGGUAACUCGGAAGAAGAAUCAGAAGAGUCCGACGCCGAGCGCCGCGCGGCAUUCGAGGCGGCGCAGUCUCGCGCCGGAAUGGACGGACUCCGUCGCCCGACGCAAAAGCCCUCCGACCUCAUAGUCAAACCCAAAAUCACUCCGCUGCCGACCAUGUCCGAGUGCCUUGCCAAUCUACAAAACUCCCUCCAGCUCAUGGAGCGGGAGCUUGCGGCCAAGAGCAAGGAGGUUGCCGAUCUGAAGAGGGAGAAGGAGGAGAUUGGCCAGAGGGAGGUGGAAGUGCAGCGGUUGCUUGAUGAGGCGGGUGAGAAGUAUCGCGCGGCUGUGGCUGGGGUGGGGAGGGUGACGGAUUCGCCGGCGAGACAGAUCUUGCCUGGGGAAGUGCUGAGCGAGUUUGCCGCGGAGAGGGGCUUGGAGAGUUUUGGGACACCUACAAGGAAGAAUGGGGAUAUGGAUAAGGAUAUGGCCACACCGUGA
This is a messenger RNA of Scedosporium apiospermum, 1461 nucleotides long. RefSeq lists its product as uncharacterized. Gene Ontology annotation, biological process: spliceosomal complex disassembly. NCBI's taxonomy places the organism in Eukaryota, Fungi, Ascomycota, Sordariomycetes, Microascales, Microascaceae. Gene Ontology annotation, cellular component: U2-type post-mRNA release spliceosomal complex. The transcript has 2 exons. Bases 1 to 1461 code for a protein of 486 amino acids. The record is from RefSeq and is a predicted model, not a curated record.